CUCCACACAAAUAACACCUCUCAGUUGACCUACAUUAAUAAGAUGGCUGCCAGAGAAAUGCCAAACGAACCGGCGCGUCAAUUGUUAGCAGUAGGUGAAGAUGUUCAAGCAAAUUUUGAUGCCAUUGCCAACAGAACGGAAAUCACUGAAGUCGCAAGAAUACUUCGCUCCAUUGGCGACUCGUUAAACACCAAAGCGACAGUGGAAUACCACCAAAAGCAAAGACACAGCCAAACUAGCCGGCUAAAUCGGUUCAUACAAGUGGUUGAUGCCACUUUAGAAUGGCUGGAACACAGCGGACAAACGUAUGGGCAAAAGCAAGAGCAAGUUCUGCGGGCUCUGUAUAAUUUAACAGGUAGGCGCCCGAAUAAUUUGUGAAAUAGCCACUUGAGUAUAUUGUCCAUAUUUUGUCGCUGUAAAAGCUAAGAUCAGUGUAUGCUGUAAAUAUUUGUUGUAUUAUACUGUCUAUAGAAUAUUGUUUUAAAUUUUAAAGAAUUAUAGAAACAUUUCAGACAAUACGGCAAAGCAAAGCAAUUAGCAAUCCGCGUCCCCAGUUCAUGUUACCAGCGUGUAUCUUCAUCACGUACGUCAUCUUACAAUGAAUUUGCUUGGUUCGUGAGAUGGGGGCACCAAUUAACUAUGGGCAAACAGACGGAUUAAAAGCCUGUUUUCCACUUCAAUCGUAACGUACUGUAGCAUUCUCUUUUGUGUCGAAGUCAUUAGUUCUACACUACCGCUCAGGAAACAAAGAAAUACGCUACGUUUCGGUACGAUUGAAUUGGAAAACUGGUUUUAAUCCCAUGAAGAACAGGGAAUAGGAAAUAUUGCCCGGGGGAAAUUUGGAAAAGGAACUAUUUCCCCCCCUCCCCCCUACUUAUGUAUAGGUAUAUAUUCGAUCUUGACCAGGGGUUGAAAUGACUGCGGGGGUGGAGGGGUGUGGGGGGAUAUAUUAAUUAGUGGUUCAAAUGACUCGGCAACAUUUCACUUACCCCACCCCCCCCCUCACCUAUUAAAAUAGGGAUAGCACUUCCUCUGAAUGACCGGGCGUCAAUUCGCCAAUUUUUUCGACUGGCAACCGAUAUUUGCCAAAGGUAGCCCUUAGAGAAAAAUCUCAAAUAAAUUAAUUCUUAAGACUUCAAAUAUCUCAGUAUCUCGAGUAUUUCAUCCCGCUUUUUCGUAUAAUUUCUCGGCAUAUCAAAUAUAAACAACAAACAUCUAUUUUCAAAGAGAAUAUAAAGAAGCUUCAUUACACAUUGAUAUAGGGAGACCUGAUAUUAAAUUUGGCGACCAGAUUUUAUUCACUUGGGCGACUAAUUUUUUUAAAAAUUUCAACCCCUGAUCUUGACGCACGAUGCAUCUUUUUCUUUACCUCAUAUAGAGCUUGGCAACCACGCGCAUCUUUUUGCCAUGAUGGAGUUGGCCUGUGCGUGGCUAAACACACCUGAGGAUCCGUUUCCCGGUCAACGUCAAUAUAUUGUCCAAUGCCUUGAAGAUGUCAAACUGCAACAGGAACAAAUUAUCUCUUUGGUGGAACAAGCCAGUGGUCUGAUGAACGAAAUCCUGCAACACGAAGAAGUUGAUUAUUUGAAGGGGAGACAGUUUGACAACGUUGUCAGAGAAGCUAGGGUCCUCAUUGAAUCGUGUAAACGUCGGCUCAAUGGCGCCGAGCAAGCAAUUACUGAGCUUUCACAAAAAAUGAGCUCAGUGAAAUUGGCCUCGCGUGCUUUACGUGCAACAGGUAUAUAUGUGCGUGUGUCUGUCUGUCUUGACAAUUAUCAAACCAAGAGUCCUUACCGAAGCUGGAAGCGGACCAUCACAUGUUAAAGGAGAAAUUGGAAGAUUUUCGAGUAAGCCUGCAAGCGCUAAAGAUCACAGAGAUGGACUCUAAGGACAAAUAUGGACGAGGACAAUGACCAACCCCCAAGUCCGACUCUGAAAUAUUCCCAGAAAACGGAGUAAAAGAGAAGUAGUGGCGAAAACGCAGAUGGGAGUAGAGCCUUUCCUACUGAGAUAUUUUGGGUAUUUUGCUCGAUAGAACAACAAUUGCAUGAAGCCAGGGUUUCUGUAGUUGGAAAUUUCGAGGGCGGAGAUUAUAAGUAUUAUUUGCAACUUGAGCGGCCGCGUUGUGUGUCCGAUACAAGGCUUGGACGCGAAUGUUGUAAGUGGCUUGUGAAACUCGUCUUGAUGAGAACAUUCGUAUUCUUCAACAAUUUGAAAUAAAUAAAUGAUAUUUGGUGAGAAAAUUGAACUUAAAGUUUACGUAAAUCAACAUGAUUUUGUAUCAGAUAUACAAACUCCUUCACGGUCGUGAUUUCUUUUGUGGUUUCUUCAUGAAUUAUUAAUGAGUUUCACACACAAUUUUAACCUAACCAGGAGUGUAUAUAGUCUGUUGUGACGCAGGCUAAACCAGGAGCCAUUCUUAAUUAUUCAGGAAUUUUAAAAUUGUAUAUAAUCUUCCGCUCAAAAUUUCCUUCUACAAAAACCCUUCAACUAUCAGCCUUUCCUACUGCCUUUCAUUUUCCUCUAGUAUUCCUUAUUACUCACAAAUAAAAAAACAAGUUUUGUCAAAAUAUUUGAGAGAUUUGAGCUGAGAAUUCGGGUUGAUAACAUAGCCCAUGCCCCCCCCCCCCCCCCUAGGAUGUCUUAGUUUGAUUUAAUGAAAGGUGUCACAUUAGAAUUGAUGAGAGUUGAGAAGCGAAAGUUUGCAUGAGAUUUUCUCAACUCUCUUGUCCCGGUCAAAAGAGAACAAGAGUUGCACGAAAAUUGAUGAGAGUUUUACUGGAUAGCGAAAAUAAAAAUAUUCUCUCUCAUCAGAACUCUAUACUCGUUUGACCGGAGGUUUAAGAGCCUAAAGUCAUUUAAGACAUUAUUUAGAGUUGGCGAUUGCCCCACUGCACCCAUUUCAAAGAGAGCCUGUUCGCAGGCUACACUGUUCCAGAUUAACUGAACACUGUGCUAUGACGUCAGUGUGGGAAUAACUGGCUUGGGUUGAUCGCUUACGAUCGAAAAGGACCCUCGAUCGUCUAUAGCAAGGAAUAUUUUUUCCAUGUGAAUAGCAAUUGGUGUGUUUUGGCGAAAUGCUGAGAAUUAGUUUUUUAGUGGCUCCCUCGUAUUAAUGUGAAACCUUCCACAUAGGGGCAAAAACAAGCAUCGAAUAAGCAUUAGUUUAGAUCGAGAUGGAUACAGGUUUUGUAAUCUUACGUAUGUAAAUAUUUUAUAGUUUGAUAUAUUCUUCUCAUCGUCUUAGAUAAACAUUUAAAAAAAUGUUGCCAUAUACUGAUAAUUAACAAUUUAGUAUCUACCUGUAUCCAUGUUUGUUCAUGUACUAUUCUAAAAUACAUCAUGAUUAUAG
This is a messenger RNA of Paramuricea clavata, 3352 nucleotides long. The record is from the annotation of a GenBank genome assembly. Lineage: Eukaryota; Metazoa; Cnidaria; Anthozoa; Malacalcyonacea; Plexauridae.